Molecule: messenger RNA, 879 nt
Organism: Closterium sp. NIES-65
Lineage: Eukaryota; Viridiplantae; Streptophyta; Zygnematophyceae; Desmidiales; Closteriaceae
Source: the annotation of a GenBank genome assembly
AUGGGUGCCGCUCAUCUGGGGUGUGCUGUGCGGUGCUGCUGCCUCUGGUGCGUGAGUUUGAUCAUGAACAAGGGAAAUUUUGGCAACUUCGAGUGGACCCUCAAGGAUGUGUCUAUGGCCGUCGUGUGCAUGUUCCUCUCUGGACCGCUCCUCACCGGCUACACUCAGACCAUAAACGACUGGUACGAUCGCGAGAUUGACGCUAUCAACGAACCCAACCGGCCCAUCCCGUCGGGUGCUAUCUCCGAGAGCGAUGUCAUUGCGCAAAUCUGGAUUCUGCUGCUGAGUGCCAUGGUAGUGGCGUAUGGCCUUGACGUUUGGGCGGGUCACGACUUCCCCAUCCUGCUUGCUCUCUCAGCCGGUGGCUCGCUCAUUUCAUACAUCUACUCCGCGCCUCCUCUCAAGCUCAAGCAGAGCGGCUGGAUUGGCAACUAUGCCUUGGGAUCCAGCUACAUCUCGCUUCCCUGGUGGGCGGGACAAGCUCUCUUUGGCACGCUGACCUUUGACGUCGUGGUGCUCACUCUCCUCUACAGCAUGGCCGGGCUGGGCAUUGCUAUUGUGAACGAUUUCAAGAGCAUUGAGGGCGACCGCAAGAUGGGGCUGCAGUCCCUCCCAGUGGCCUUUGGUGUGGAAACUGCCAAGUGGAUUUGCGUGGCCAGCAUUGACGUCACUCAGCUAUCUGUUGCAGGUUAUCUCCUCGCCACUGGCAAGACUGUCUACGGGCUUGUGCUUCUGGGCCUCAUUGCUCCCCAAAUCUUCUUCCAGUUCACACUCUUCCUGCCUGAUCCCAUGAAGAAUGACGUCAAGUACCAGGCUAGCGCACAGCCCUUCCUGGUGUUCGGCCUUCUCUGCACAGCUCUGGCUAUUGGCAACCAAUAG